CUUUUUCUCUGUCAUCCCAUUCACCUUCUCUACCUGGUUUUUUGUUUUAAAAUGGAGUUUCCAACUUCCAACAAGAGGAAUUGGAGAUGACCUUUUCACCUUCAACAUUAAAGCAAUCCUCUUGUCACCACCCUCCUUGACCUGUCACUGUUAACCCACUCCCAACUGGACCCGAAAACCCUACUCCUGUAAUUGCUCAUACAACCCGUUUUAUUAACCUGCCAUGGAAACAGAUGGUUCUUACAGAGUUUUUCUUCUUUUUAUCUGUCUUGAUAAGAUCACCACUUCUUAGAUUCGUUGUCUUGUAAAGGAAAUUAACAUGGGUCUUCGUUGAUACGACAAAAUGGGAGAAGAAGAUAGACCGGGAGAAGAUCAAAACUCGCCGGAAUCAUUCACCGGAAAAUCCAGUCUCAGGAAAGUCACGGAGGUUAUUUCUUCUUUGAUCUCUCUUUCUCAUUUAGUCAAAGUAUUUGCUGUCAAGUGGCAACUCAUAAGAAACAGGUUAGAAGAGCUAAACUCUGGUUUAGUCGCCAUUGAGAACUGUGAUUGCCUCGAGAAUCCGGCUGUUUCCGGCCUCGUUCCUGACAUUUUGGUCACAGUAAAUGAGUGCUACGAUCUUGCGAGAAGAUGCGUGGAUCUUUCUUACAGUGGGAAGCUGUUGAUGCAGAGUGAUUUAGAUGUGGUGUCAGCUAAAUUUGACCGCCAUGUAAAGAAUCUCUCUGGGAUUUACACGGCUGGGAUUUUGACUCAUGGGUUUGCCAUUGUUGUUUCUAGGCCUGGUCUUGGUGCCUGCAAAGAUGACAUGAGGUUUUAUGUAAGAGAUUUAUUGACAAGAAUGAAGAUUGGGGAUACUGAAAUGAAGAGGCAAGCACUGGUUAAUUUGCACGAAGUUGUGGUAGAAGAUGACAAGUAUGUAAAAAUGAUUGUUGAGAUUGGUGACAUAGUGAAUUUAUUGGUCAGUUUUCUUGAUUCAACAGAGGUGGAAAUUCAACAAGAGGCUGCCAAAGUGCUGUCUUUGAUUUCUGGGUUUGAUUUGUAUAAGGGUGUUUUAGUUGGAGCGGGGAUUAUUGGGCCUCUGGUUAGGAUUUUAGAGGGCGGAAGUGAACUGGGUAGGGAAGGAGCAGCCAGGUGUUUGCAGAAACUCACUUUGAAUUCAGACAAUGCGUGGUCUCUCUCUGCUCAUGGUGGGGUAACUGCUUUGUUGAAGAUAUGCUCUAAUGGUGAAUCUAGUGGAGAAUUGCUUGUGUCUGCUUGUGGGGUACUGAAAAAUCUUGUGGGUGUUGAAGAAAUCAAGAGAUUUAUGGUUGAAGAAGGUGCAAUCUCAACCUUUAUCAAGCUUGCAAGAUCAAAAGAUGAAACUGUCCAGGUCAAUUCAAUAGAAUUCCUUCAAAAUAUUGCUUCUGGUGAUGACACAAUUCGUCAAAUGGUGGUUAAAGAUGGAGGUUGCAGAGCAUUAGUCCGUACUUUGGAUCCAAAAUCAAUCUUAUCUUCCAAAACCAGGGAGACAGCAUUGAGAGCUAUCGAGAACUUGUGUUUCUCUUCAACCUCUAGCAUAAAUCUUUUGAUGAGUUAUGGUUUUAUGGAUCAGCUGCUUUUCUUGCUACGCAAUGGAGAUGUUUCAGUUCAAGAACUGGCAUUGAAGGUGGCAUCUAGGCUAUGUGGCACAUCUGAGGAGGUCAAAAAAACCAUGGGAGAUUCUGGUUUUAUGCAUGAAUUUGUUAGAUUUCUUGAUGCAAAAUCUUUUGAGGUGCGUGAAAUGGCAAGUGAGGCACUUUAUGGCAUGGUUUCGAUUCCAAAGAAUCGAAAAAGAUUUGCUCAAGAUGAUCGAAACAUUAGCUAUCUCCUCCAGUUUCUGGAUCAAGAAGAGGGAAACUCAGGUAACAAAAAGCUCCUAAUCUCUAUAUUAAUGUCAUUAACAAGCUGCAAUAGUGCAAGAAGAAAGAUUGCAACCUCUGGUUAUCUUAAAAGCAUAGAAAAACUUGCAGAAGCUGAAGUUUCUGAUGCUAAGAGACUUGUCAGGAAGUUGUCUAAAAACAAAUUCCGUAGUAUGUUCAGUGGAAUCUGGCAUUGAUGAAUCUUCUUUUUUUUGUUAUUUACUGUAUAUUUACAGAUUAAUUGUUUUACUAGUCUCCUUUGCUUCUAAAUAUCAUAUAUUUUCCCCUUUUCCCCUCUUGUUCUCUCUUGGUUUCCCUUUACCAAAAACAGCUUUAGAGCAACUACUCCCUAUUUUGUAACCAGAAGUAGAGAUAUCUAAUAAAAGCUGUUAUUUAAAGAUUGA
This is a messenger RNA of Carica papaya (papaya), 2278 nucleotides long. RefSeq names its product ARM repeat superfamily protein. Gene Ontology annotation, molecular function: protein binding. Lineage: Eukaryota; Viridiplantae; Streptophyta; Magnoliopsida; Brassicales; Caricaceae. The record is from RefSeq and is a predicted model, not a curated record.